Molecule: messenger RNA, 2582 nt
Organism: Enhydra lutris kenyoni (northern sea otter)
Lineage: Eukaryota; Metazoa; Chordata; Mammalia; Carnivora; Mustelidae
Product: amyloid beta precursor protein binding family A member 2
Exons: 14
Coding region: 161-2425 (754 amino acids)
Biological process (GO): chemical synaptic transmission
Cellular component (GO): dendritic spine; plasma membrane; cytoplasm
Molecular function (GO): amyloid-beta binding; protein binding
Source: RefSeq, a predicted model, not a curated record
GCCAGCCUCUGAGGCCAGGACUGUCCUGCGGAUGGCUGAGAGUCCUCUGGGGCCUGGCAACUCUGAAAAGAUUUCGUCACCAGAAGGUUUGGGGGGACAUUACGAAACCACUUGUUUUCGUGGCUGCCUGCAGGUGACCAUGGCUGUGUGAGUGUCUGCCAUGGCCAACCGGAAGCGUCAGAGCACGGCGAGCAGCAUGCUGGACCACAGGGCGAGGCCGGGCCCCAUCCCCCAUGGCCAGGAGCCAGAGAGCGAGGAUGCAGAGUUGCCCCUGGAGGAGUACGUGCCCAAGGGCCUGGAACUGGCCACCCUGCGGCCUGAGAGCCCCACGCCCCCGGACCAGGGGUGCCACGACCACAGCCCUGAUGGGGACUCCAGCUCUGACUACGUGAACAACACCUCCGAGGAGGAGGAUUACGAUGAGGGCCUCCCCGAGGAGGAGGAAGGCAUCACCUACUACAUCCGCUACUGCCCUGAGGACGACAGCUACCUGGAGGGCAUGGACUGCAACGGGGAGGGGUACCUGGCCCACGGCACACGCCACCUGGAGACGGAUGAGUGCCAGGAGGCAGUGGAGGAGUGGACAGACUCGGCAGGCCCCCACCCGCAUGGCCACGGGGACGAAGGCAGCCCAGACUACCGGGACAGCCACCUACCCAUCCCGGAGGACGAGGCCUCCGUCCUGGAGGCCCAGGACCAGGAAGAAGGUGUCCACUACUGCCCCAGUGAAGAGGGCUAUGAGGACUACUACCCCACAGAGGCCAACGGGAAUGCAGGCAGCGCCUCCCCUUAUCGCCCGAGGCGUGGGGACGGGGACCUGGAGGACCAGGAGGAGGACAUCGACCAGAUCGUGGCUGAGAUCAAGAUGAGCCUGAGCAUGACCAGCAUCACCAGUGCUGGGGAGGCCAGCCCUGAGCAUGCACUGGUGCGGGGGCCUGAGCCGGGGCCCGGGGACUCCACAGAGGCUAGUCCGCCCAGCGAGGCCAGCCAUGGCCCUAGCAGACACGAGGGAAGGCCCAAGUCACUGAACAUCCCUCCAGAGGCCAAGCACUCCGGAGACCCCCAGAGAGGCUUCAAGACCAAGUCCAGGACUCCAGAGGAGAGGCCGAAGUGGCCCCAAGAGCAGGUUUGCAAUGGCUUGGAGCAGCCGAGGAAGCAGCAGCGCUCUGAUCUCAAUGGACCUGUGGACAAUAACAACAUCCCAGAGACAAAGAAGGUGGCAUCAUUUCCAAGUUUUGUGGCUGUUCCAGGGCCCUGUGAACCAGAAGACCUCAUUGAUGGAAUCAUCUUUGCUGCCAACUACCUGGGGUCCACCCAGCUGCUCUCAGAACGUAACCCUUCCAAGAACAUCAGAAUGAUGCAGGCACAGGAGGCCGUCAGCCGGGUCAAGAGGAUGCAAAAGGCCGCUAAAAUCAAGAAGAAAGCGAAUUCCGAGGGGGAUGCCCAGACCCUGACCGAAGUGGAUCUCUUCAUCUCCACCCAGAGGAUCAAGGUGUUAAAUGCGGACACACAGGAGACUAUGAUGGACCACGCCUUGCGCACCAUCUCCUACAUCGCAGACAUUGGGAAUAUCGUGGUGCUGAUGGCCAGGCGCCGCAUGCCCCGGUCGGCCUCGCAGGACUGUAUCGAGACCACCCCUGGGGCCCAGGAGGGGAAGAAGCAGUACAAGAUGAUCUGCCACGUGUUCGAGUCUGAGGACGCCCAGCUGAUCGCACAGUCCAUUGGCCAGGCCUUCAGCGUGGCCUACCAGGAAUUCCUGCGGGCCAAUGGCAUCAACCCCGAAGACCUGAGCCAGAAGGAGUACAGUGACAUCAUCAACACCCAAGAGAUGUACAACGACGACCUCAUCCACUUCUCCAACUCUGAGAACUGCAAGGAGCUGCAGCUGGAGAAGCACAAGGGCGAGAUCCUGGGCGUGGUGGUGGUGGAGUCAGGCUGGGGCUCCAUCCUGCCCACGGUGAUCCUGGCGAACAUGAUGAACGGCGGCCCGGCAGCCCGCUCAGGGAAGCUGAGCAUUGGGGACCAGAUCAUGUCCAUCAACGGCACCAGCCUGGUGGGGCUGCCCCUUGCCACUUGUCAGGGCAUCAUCAAGGGUCUGAAGAACCAGACGCAGGUGAAGCUGAACAUCGUCAGCUGUCCGCCGGUCACCACGGUCCUCAUCAAGCGGCCUGACCUCAAGUACCAGCUGGGCUUCAGCGUGCAGAACGGGAUUAUCUGCAGCCUCAUGCGAGGGGGAAUUGCAGAGCGAGGAGGCGUCCGAGUUGGCCACCGCAUCAUCGAGAUCAACGGGCAGAGUGUGGUGGCCACGGCCCACGAGAAGAUCGUCCAGGCUCUCUCUAACUCGGUGGGAGAGAUCCACAUGAAGACCAUGCCGGCCGCCAUGUUCAGGCUCCUCACGGGCCAGGAGACCCCGCUGUACAUCUAGGCCCACCCAGCCUGCACUGCCCAGCCUGCCUGGGUUCAGAGGAGCCGGAAAGGCUGGACCCGGGACCUGACCCCUGACCCCCACAGCCCAUCCAAGGACACUGGCUCCUCUGAAGGGCCUGCCCUCACCACCCACUUUUUUUUUUUUUUUUUUUUUG